Molecule: messenger RNA, 7884 nt
Organism: Bicyclus anynana (squinting bush brown)
Lineage: Eukaryota; Metazoa; Arthropoda; Insecta; Lepidoptera; Nymphalidae
Product: proton-coupled amino acid transporter-like protein CG1139
Exons: 8
Coding region: 237-1826 (529 amino acids)
Biological process (GO): amino acid transmembrane transport
Cellular component (GO): vacuolar membrane
Molecular function (GO): amino acid transmembrane transporter activity
Source: RefSeq, a predicted model, not a curated record
UACAUAUUUGCUUCACGAUUCGCAUAUAUGUAGGAUGCAGGAUCGCAGGCUGGCGCGCUGACGUCACAUUCGCAAGCAUUAUAAGUGCGCCCGCGCUCACUCGCUAGUCGCUAGUCGCUAGUGAGCGCGCCGGUGCGCACCGCGUUACUUAUUGACCGUGAUUUUGCGCGCGCGAAUUUCGACAACAAAAAAAGAAAAGUAAAAAAUUACUCAAGUGAUAUUUUUUGUGCUUCAAAAUGCCGAAGAAUAUUUUAGCCGAGAUGGGCUCCCAAGUGGGGCUCACCGCCGCUCGCCAAAACAAAAAGGAAGCGGAAGAAUGGGCGCGCAGACCGAGUGGGCCCAUGGUCAACCCUUCCUUCGAGCCGGACGACUUCCUGCCACAAAGUCUGUCACCCGUAAAAGAUGCAAAGAAGCAGCCAGGUGACAAAGGCAUCUACCUCGUGAACAUGAGAGAGAAGGACCUGCAAGACGUGGAGGAGUACGAACCAUACGACAACAGAGUUGUGGACCAUCCCACUACUAACAUGGAAACACUUCUGCACUUGCUGAAAGGGAGUUUAGGAACUGGUAUCCUGGCGAUGCCGCACGCGUUUGCCAAGUCGGGCUACGUGGUCGGCGCCGUCGGGACGCUCUUGAUUGGAAUUCUGUGUACGUACUGCAUCCACGUGCUGAUCGACUCGUGCUACGUGCUGUGCAAGCGGCGGAAAGUGCCUUCUAUGACAUACACGGCGGCGGCGGAGGCGGCACUCUCAGAAGGGCCUGACUGGUGUAAGGCUUGUGCGCCAUAUGCUGCGCACGUCGUAAACGUAUUUCUACUUAUCUAUCAAAUUGGGACGUGCUGCGUCUACGUGGUGUUCGUGUCAGAGAACAUACAAUUCGUUUUAACCAAACAAUUCGGCAUAAACGUGGCCGUAACAGAAGUUAUGACUUAUAUCCUAAUACCAUUAGUUAUCAUAAACUGGGUGCGAGAUCUGAAGUACUUGGCGCCAUUCUCCGCUAUAGCCAAUGCGGUGACUAUUGUGAGCUUCGGCAUCAUUCUGUACUACAUCUUCAGGGAGGCCCCGACUUUGGAGGGAAAAGUUCCAGCCGGAAAAAUUGGCGAUUUUCCUCUAUUCUUCGGGACUGUUUUAUUCGCUUUGGAAGCUAUUGGCGUGAUUCUGCCAUUAGAAAAUGAAAUGAAGACCCCAAAAGACUUCGUGGGAAAGUUUGGUGUGUUGAACCGAGCGAUGAUCAGCAUUAUCAUUCUCUACGUAGGCAUGGGACUGUUUGGCUACUUGCAGUACGGCCAUGACGCGGCGGGCAGCAUCACACUUAACUUGCCUUCGGAAACUGAAACGCUGGCCAGCGUCGUGCAAUGCCUGUUAGCGUUCGCGAUCUUCAUCACGCACGGGCUGGCGUGCUACGUGGCUAUCGACAUCCUGUGGAACGAGUACGUGGGGGUCCGCCUGCUCCACAGCAACCACAGGGUCCUCUGGGAGUACCUGCUGAGGACUGUCAUUGUGCUGCUCACAUUUGGAAUCGCAGCAGCAGUGCCCGAGCUGGACCUCUUCAUAUCCCUGUUCGGGGCGCUGUGCCUGUCCGCGCUGGGGCUGGCCUUCCCCGCCUUCAUCCAGAGCUGCACCUACUGGCACUACGUCUCGAGGUCCGAACGGAUUCGCAUGAUCGUAAAGAACGCCAUUGUCGUCGUUUUUGGCAUCCUCGGCCUAAUAGUGGGAACCUGGACGUCGUUAGAGGCAAUCAUCGUUAAAUUUUCAGGCCACACUUCCGUACUAAACGCUACAGAUAUAGAUGUAAGCCUCGCAAACGACACCAGUGUCAUGCCUUGAAUGUAGAAUAAAUAAUAUAAUGUGAAUAUGCAGGGCCGUCUUAGCCACGCAGGGCCGCUAGUCUAUGUAAACGUGAAUGCAACGGGUUAUCGUAUUCUCCAUUGAAAAUAAUCAGAAAAUAUUUUCAAUAAUUAUAAUUAUAUCAAUUUGUUUCCUAACACACAAUCACUUUUAUGUAGGUAUUUUUAUAAAAUUAUAUACUUAGAUGAAAAUAUCUAUAGAAAUUUAGAAAUAAUAGAGAGUAGGAUCACAAGUUAAUGAAUACUAAUUUUUCUCCCCUGCUGCAAACCUGCACUUACUCGCACGAAUAACAGACUGUUGCGCGAGUUCCCAACAUCGGCAUACUGAUCGGACGGAUCCUAAUAUAAUACUGUCAGUGCCAUUUAUUAUUACAUAGAAAACCGUCCGUGGCAUUCAAAUAAGUACAACAGAAAAAGCGACCGGUUUAUUAUAAACAAAUAAGUUUUAUGAUCUAUGUAUUUUAGGAACCAUGUUCAGUGUUUAGUUAUAAGAGUUGGAGAGUUGUUCAUAAUAUUUUACUAUGUAUUUUAAAUAUCAUGAACAAUGUUGAUCAAAUUAGAAAUUAUCAGGGUUACUCUCGACUGUUUUGGUUUACCUGUUUAGUACCGAAUGCCUGAAGGGCCCAUAAAGGGUUCUUAUGCAUUCUUGCGCAAGCAGCGACUAUUUCCUUACUUUUCAAACUCUAAUGUCCCAGUAGCCUAAUGAUCUAUUGGGAGUACAGUUUUAUUAGCUUAAAGAUGAAACAAAAGUAUGUACCUACCUACGUUCUCUGAGUGGUACCUACGCCUCUUACACCUACUAAGUCUACAUACAUACAGAGGCGUAACUAGGAUAGCAGGGCUGGCAAAAUGUCACGGGCCCACGUUCCGAGAGGCUGUGAACUCAGAAGUAAUCUAACAUUUAAAAACAAUACCACGUGUUCUAGAGUCCCUUCCAAUAAAUUAACAAUGCGCCUAAGUAUAAUUACGCCACUGAUUUAACCUACAGGUUGAGGUAAAAGGGAAGAUGGUCGUUGCAGCCACCAAAACACGCGGGAGUUAUGCCCAGAACUUCUUGGUUAUAGUUUUAAUUUUAACGUUUAAAUAAUUGUUUUUAGACGUAAAAGCCUUUAUUCGCCACUUUUAUAAUAUUUUAUUUAAGUUAGUUUAUUUAAUUAUUAUGUUAACAUUAAAAAUAAUUUGGCCCAAUGUAAAACAAAGUGGUAAACCUAUCAUUGUUGUAGAAUAUAAGAAUAGAAUGUUGCAAUCUACCGUCUAGCGACAUUAAAGCUACAGAGUCGCAUGAAACGCGCACACUUUUACUACGAAUGCUUAUAAAUAGUUAUAAUAUUUUGUGUCGUAAGCUGAUGACAGCCACUCACCAUCCAAUAAUAUCAUGAGUUUGCAGCGCUAACGGCAGGACAUCCGAUAAAACUGAUCGUGUGUUGGUCACGAUCGGCAUGACUUCAUACAGAUCGCGAUCAACACUCGACCAGCGCUGCAGGCGUGUGAGUUUAUUUGAUCGUCAGUGGCUGACAUGAAAGCCUUGUCACAGUAAAAAAGUGGCCUCGUACUCGUAGGUAUGACUGUCGUGAAUGCGCCUUAGACCACGAACAAUUUUUUGACCAUUUAGUAUGUAAAAAAUCAAACAUUUAGUGCUAAAUUAAAGUUUAUUUAACAUAUGUUUUAAUAUGAAUAGUAGGUAAUAGUAACAUAAGCUUGGUAUUGAGAGAGCAACAAAAGGUAGUUACGGAUUACGGAAUAUGCCGUAAUAUUUUCCGUUGGACCAGUGGCUGGUGUGAAGAGUGAGUGAAUUGAUUUUUGUUGAAUAACGACCUUGAGAAGGAUAGCUUGGUUUUUAACUUUAAUCACUUGAUAUGAGUGGUUUUAUUUUACUAAUAAUACAACUGUUAUUGUUAAAAAAGUGCAUUUUAAAAAGAUAACGUCAUCAAAAAAACUUUCAUAAAUUUCCAUAAUGUGAAACGAUUCAUGUUUCACAUUCCGCUAAACAACUGUAAUAGUUAUAAAAUAUAUCUACAAAAUGUAUGUGCACCUACAGUAUCUAAUAAUAUAAUAAAUUACUUUGAUUGAACGCGCUAAACUCAGCAACUAUGUAGAUACGUACGAAUAAUUUCGAAUGUUAUAACUCUCUCAAUGUUCAACGCUCAGUCAUUGAGGAAGGUAUGUGUUAUACUUGUAUAUACGCGAUAUUUUUUUUUCUGUGUGCCUAGUGGGAGUUUUCAUUAUUUUCAUGCUGUUACUAUCGCGUUGACGGAAACGCGAAUUUAAUUUGCAUUAGUGCCACUAGAUGGCGCUGUUACAAUUCCUUGGAAAUUCGCGUUUAUGCGCGAUAGUAACAGUAUCAAACUGCCACUAGGCCCUCUGUAGUCUACAGCUAAUAAUAAAGCUUAGACAACAUUAGUUUGAAAAAAAUCCGUAGAUUUUCAUUUAAACGCAAUAAUUUGUACAUGACUGUAUGUACAAGUUAUUUCCAAAGAUGCGUGUAAACAUAUUCGUGUGUAGAUACAUAUAUGUAAUAAAGUGUAGAUAAAAACUAGAGAUUCCACUCUGUAGACGUAUUAUUGUACUUAGAUAAAUACAUACAAUCACUUUCAAUAGGUAAAUACAAAAUAAAAUGUACAAAUUAUUUAUAUUUAUAAUAUAUCAAUAAUAAUAAUCUAUUUGUAUUUUAAAAUAAAUUUAUGAUAAAAUUAAAAGUAUCAUCUAGGUAUUUCUCGCUGUGAUUUUAGAAUUGUAACACAACAGCGUUUCACUGGGUCAGGGGUUUGCAGCAAGGAAUAAUUUUUUGCAAAAUUAUUUGCAACAUUUGCAAAAAUAAUUUCCGUUUGGUUUGAGAUAGAGGUGGUAAAUCUCCCAGUUAGAGCUCUAAGAUUUAAUAAGGAAAACAAUAUCUAUUCAAAUUCAAAUUGGAAAUCUUUUUUUUCUUUAGUUUUCAAGCACUUUGGAAAUGUCAAGUUCGACUAUUUGUAGACUCUUUGUUUCGAAGACAGGUUCUGCUGAAGAAGCACUCUUUAGGUACACUUUCGUGGGCGACUCAGUAUAUUUCAUAAUUAUAUCAGUUUAUUUGUAUGGAUAAACUGAUUUAAUGAUGAAAUAAAUAACCCUGCUUUCCUUAUAGUGGUACAAGACUAGCAGGGUUAUUAUGUAUCUCGGUGUAGCAUUCAAAUAAUGAGUCACUAAGACGUUUUUAAUAAUAUUUUCGUUCAUGCAGACAAUAAACAUCGUUAGAAUUAACAACAGUUCGAGACUAGUCGGGCACACUCCGACGUUUUUCAUAUUAAAUUAAUUAACAUCGUAUUUUUAACGAAAUGGCAUAAGUAUCUCCAUUUAUCGUAAAGGGACAGUAAUAUAUAAAGUGAUAGUAGCAACAUUAUUUCAACGAACUACCGUUAUUUUUACACAACACAAUUACGAAAAUACGAUGAAAAAUUAUGUAGUGACUUUUUAUUUGAAUGGUACACCGAGUUACAUAAUAACCCUGCAGGUUUCCGUUAUAGUAGAGGAUUUGGUGUUUGGACUCAAAUUACAGCCCCAAUACGGGUUGGUAUGUUUAUCUUGUUACAAAUUUUGUAUCUGAGUUUCGGUUUUAAAAGUAUUGUUGGCAGUUAAAUAACUGUUCCAUUGGCAGGAAAGUUGAAGGAUUUCCUCAGCUAGAUUGCCGUAGGUCAACGCAUAGUCGAACUUGAUCCUAUAGUAUAGUGAAUGUGCCAUAACAUAGUGAGUUCAAUUUUGUGUGGCCCAUCUGGCAGCAGCUAUAAAGUUAAACUUGACGGCGGCUUAGAGAGAUUAGGGCAGGGUGAUGGGAUGGGUCAUAAAACCUACCUUUGAUUCUAUUGAUUCGAUUUUUGAAAUCGAUUUGAAGUGAUAACAUGUCCUAUAAUAUUAAGUUUAACAUUAUAAAAGUUUUAACAUGGAAUUAAGUACAAAAACAAAUAUAAGUUAACAAACAAGUAUCCGUUAAGUCCAAAAAACCAAUAUUUAGUGAAUCGUCGCUAUUAAACUAAACUUACAAGUGAAAUUGGAAACAAAUCAGUAAGCUAAUCACUCAUCCUGAUGAAUUGAUCUAUUGUACAUUAGGCUUUACCUCGCAGCAAUCAGAUUAAAAAGUAGAACCUAAAAUAUAUAUGUAUUUUUUCAAUUAAAGUGUUGAUAAUUGUAUAUCAUUAAGAAUUAAGAUGUUUUAAUAUUUAACUGUUAUGUCAUGCUAAGCAUGUUGAUCCGUUAGAAAAGAGAGAUGUCAAAAUCAAUAACGUACCGACACGAAUAUUUACAUAUUUGAUUUUAUAAAAUAUUUACAUAUUUCAAUAUUGAUUUAUAUUUUUUUUAAGAAAAUCUAAACACUACAAAAUAAGCUGCAUGGCGACUCUAUCACUGUUUGUCUUUUUAGUAACGUUGCAAAAAUACUUUUAUUACGAAGCUCAAUGAUAUAAUAGUAGUUAACAAUAGACAUUUUCGGUAUUCAAUGUAUGUCAUAUGUGUAAUAUUUGACCAUUUUGCUUUGCAACAAUUACCUAUUGGUAUUUUGUUAAUACUUAGAAUGGUACAUUUUGUCAAAUAAAAACAUUCCUAAGGAAACUGCUGGCUGAUUAAUUAUACUAAAAAGUUAGGGCCGCGUGAUUUCACUCGGGUUUUACCCAAUAGUAGCCCAAGUUACUCUUUAAAACAUCAGCUCAGCCAGUGAAAAUCUCGUCAAAUUCGGUCCAGCCAUUCCAGAGUUUAACCAGAACAAACAGACAGACAAAGUGUUUCUAAAGAUGUUUUUUUUUAUAAUUAGAUAUGGCAAAAAUAGUUUCACACGCAUUUUUGAGAAAAGUUUUAAAAUUUUUAAUUUAUGUAUUUUUAUUAUCGAUAUUAUUGAUAAUAAAUUGGAAUAUUCAUAUUUUUAAUCAAUUUAGUGAUACUAGUAAUAUAUUACGUUAUCCAUAAUAAUAUUAUAAAUGCUAAAGUAGUCAAUCAACAGGCGGAGUCGCGGGCGCCUGAUAGUAUUUUAUACAGCAAAAACCUUUUACAUUUUAUAUUUAUUGUUUUUAAUAGCUUUUUAUUUCGACUAAAUUAUAUGAUUUAUGUAGGUACGUUGUGUUGUAUGUUCUUAAUUGGUAAAUAAAACGUAAUUUAAAAAAUUAAACUGAUAAUCUUAAUACAUAAAUGCGAAAGACCCACACACACUCAUCACGAAAUCUCGAAAACCGCUUAUCUUUCAAAGAUAGUAGGUAUUUCUGAAUGAAAGUCCUUGAUUUUUUAUACAACAAACUUGAAAUUUGGCAGGGAGGUGGUUUAUAGUUGGUAGACGUCCGUUAAAAACGAAUUGUGCGCCAGGGCUGGAUUAAAGAGGUCAAAAGACUCUCGCAACUAUUUGAAAGUCAUUCAUACUUUCAACUACAAAGUUGAAAUUUGGCAGGAAGCUGCUGUAGCUAGUUACCACCCUACGCGCAAAGACGUACAACCGAACGAGUUAGCGUUCCGGUACGAUGACGCGUUGAAAUUUUUAGAAGCAUUGGUUGGAUAACUUGCAACAUCAGCAUGUGACCAACAACAUGUCUAGUAAAAACAAAUGAUAGUGGAGUUGUUCAAGUCGCAUCUCCUUAAUCCCCACGCAAUAAGAGAGAUAACUGUAUUUCCGGUUGCGCCGUAAUUGACAUUUGUCAAUUUUUCUCAUGAGUUAUUUGACAUGUUGGUCGCAUGUUAGGCCUACAAGACAGAUCAGAAAAUGCACUGAAAGUAAAUUACUGUUAUUCAUUUUUGUAUGCAUUAAAAGCUUGGGAAACCUGACUGGGACAACGGGAUACCAAAGCUGAGAGUUGGUGAUAGCCAUAUGAGAUCGCUCACUCCGCCUCAUGCUCAUGCAUACACGUUACCUACAAAUCUGAUAAUAAUCAAAUCUGUGAUGUUCAUAGCUAUUAUAAUAUUUAUUAGGUAAAUGUUUUCAUUUAAUUAUGUUAACUGCAAUGUGUGACGUCAGACAUGUGAGAUGUGCGUCGGUGAUAUUGUGCUCAGAUGUGUUUGAGGGUCGAUUUUCUGUUGAAUAAAUUAUAAAAAUA